This is a messenger RNA of Vespula vulgaris, 2246 nucleotides long. RefSeq names its product ATP-binding cassette sub-family G member 5. Gene Ontology annotation, cellular component: plasma membrane. Bases 259 to 2136 code for a protein of 625 amino acids. The record is from RefSeq and is a predicted model, not a curated record. NCBI's taxonomy places the organism in Eukaryota, Metazoa, Arthropoda, Insecta, Hymenoptera, Vespidae. The transcript has 6 exons. Gene Ontology annotation, molecular function: ABC-type transporter activity; ATP hydrolysis activity; ATP binding.
AAUCGUGCUCGACGUGUUCUUUUUCGAAUUACUAAUAUUUUUUCUAUGAUCGUAUAUAGAUUUGUUGUUAGAGAUUUAUGUUAUUGUUUUAAGAGAUAAUUCGAAAAAAUCUCUAUAUAUGUAAAAUACUUUUUUUUUACCCAUAUACUGUGAAGACAACAUUUUUUUUCUGUUUAUUAAAAAGGAACAAUUUUAAAUGGUUCUGAGAUGAUUUCAAUAAUGAUAUGGUAUAAUAUAAAUUAAUUAAACACCUUCACAAUGACACCAUCUGAUUGUAUCUUGGAUAUUUCAAACGUUUUUCAUUCAACCACUGUAAUAAUUGAAAAAAGUUGUUUAAGUAAAUCUGAGCCUACAUCAGUUCUAAGAGAUGUAUCUGCACGAGUUCAUGGUGGUGAAGUUUUAGCUAUAUUAGGUUCAAAAGGUUCUGGAAAAAGAGCUCUUUUAGAUGUGAUAGCUGGAAGAGCAGAAGGAGAAGUACGAGGCAGAAUAACAUUGAAUGGUAAUUUAUUAACACCUGAAUUAUUUAGAAGACAUGGUGGAUAUGUAGCCCAUAGAUGUCAUUUAUUGCCAAGUUUAACAGUUCGUCAGACGCUUACUUAUGCUAUGUGGUUAGCAAAUUUAAACAAUCGGGAAGCUAGAGUUAGACAAGCAUUAGCUGACUUAGCAUUAUCUCAAGUUGCCAAUAGAUGUGUGAAUGAUCUUACAAGACCGGAAUAUCGGCGACUUAUGUUAGGUGUACAGCUUGCUAAAGAUCCAAUGCUACUUCUCUUGGAUGAACCAACUUGGGAUACUGACCCAUUAAAUACAUAUUUAAUUGUAUCAAUGCUGUGGUCUUAUGCAACUAGAAGGGGAUCUAUCGUUGUUUUGACUAUGGAAACACCUAGAUCGGAUGUAUUGCCCUUUGUCAGCCGUGUGACUUUAUUAUGUCUAGGUGCUGUAGUUUAUUCUGGACCAACAAGAAGCAUGUUGGACUAUUUUACUUAUAUUGGAUUUCCAUGUCCAGAAUUAGAAAAUCCAUUAAUGUAUUAUUUAUGUCUUUCAACGGUAGAUCGACGUUCUAGAGAUCGUUUUUUAGAAUCUGAUCAGCAAAUCUCUGUGUUAGUUGAAAAAUUUAAAGUUGAAGGUCUUUUAUAUAUGAAAGAAGCACCACAAAUAUCACCUAAUUUAAAAGACACACCACUUGGAAUUAUGCAUAAAGGUUUGGGUAGAGGAAUUAAGCCAGGAUGUUUUUCAACACUUUUAGCUCUUUAUUUAAGAAGCAUGGCAGCUACAUUCUCUUUUAAUAAAUGUGGUUUAGGACACUUCUCUGCACGCUUUUUAUUGUUACCAUUCAGUGUGGCUCUGAUGAGUAUAUUAUAUUCGCACUCAACUCCUGUUCAAUCUAGAAUAUUUUUACAAACAGGAGGCUUGGUUUUUAAUGUAUUGAUGCUGUUUUAUGUAACUGGAAUAGCGACGACAUCAUUACUUUUUCCAGGUUUUCGUGCUAGAUAUUAUCAAGAAAAGAGAGAAGGUCUUUAUGGUGGAGCCAUGUUUUUAACUGCAUACACAUUGUUAAGUUUACCUUUGAGUUUCAUUUCGACUUUAAUCACGAUUAGUAUCUUAAUACCUAUCUUGGAAUUAGAUCUUUCAACAUGGGCACAUACUUCUGGCAUUCUUUGGUCGAGUUAUAUUGCAGCUGAACAAGUAACUGUGGCUUUAUUAAUGAUACUUGAGAAUUCUUUAACUGGUGCAAUAACAGUGUUAUAUGUUGUACUAUUGUCUCUUGGUAUUGGAUCUGGAGCAAUCCGAAGUCUCAGAAAUUUACCGUAUUGGUUAGCAACAAUUUCUAGUGCUCUACCUGCAAGAUAUGCUUCAUUGGCAUUAAAUCAAUUAGCUAUGGAUAUGCCGAUAUUUUCAAAUUUGCCAUAUAAUGAAACUGUGACUUGCCCAGGUAUACCUGAGUUAUGUAGGUAUGCAGAUGGACGAACUUAUUUGAUAGAACGUUUUACCCGCGAAGGAGAAAACAUAUCUGAAGUAUUAAAUGUAGAAUUAAAUUUGUUAAUAUGUUUAGCAUUUGCUGUUGGAUUAAUUAUUCUAAAUAGUAUUCUGUAUUUAUUACCAUUACCUGCUAGAGUUAAAGCCAAAUUCAGAGAAUAAAAUAGUAUAACAUUUAUAUAACAAUUAACAACUGAAAAAGUAAUUAAUUUUUAUAUUACUAUAUACAUAAAUAUAAAAUAAUAUUUUAAAGAAAUUAUGUAUUUUUAUUA